Panicum virgatum (switchgrass) is the source of this 1385-nucleotide messenger RNA. Its product is annotated as vegetative cell wall protein gp1-like. NCBI's taxonomy places the organism in Eukaryota, Viridiplantae, Streptophyta, Magnoliopsida, Poales, Poaceae. The transcript has 2 exons. The record is from RefSeq and is a predicted model, not a curated record. Bases 1 to 1056 code for a protein of 351 amino acids.
AUGGCGAGCCCCAUCUUCCUCCUAGCGUUGAUCACCGUGGUGGCGGCGGCGGCCACCCCGCAGCUGGCGGCGUCGACGAUCAGAGCAGAUGCUGCAGCUUCUCGGCCCUCGCUACCCUGCAUUCCGGGGCGGCCGUGGCCACGGUGGCUGCCGCCCUGCUCGCCGCCACCUCCGCCGCCAGCCGAGUGCUACACGUCGGUUUCCGGGCUGAUGCCCUGCGCGGACUUCCUCACCAACGUCGAGGUGCGAGCGCCGGCGGCCGCGUGCUGCGACGGGCUAAGGUCGAUCGUCAGCGGCGCGCCCAUCUGCCUCUGCCACGUCGCCAACGGCGACUUCAACAAGCUCUUGCCGGCGCCCAUGCUGCGCCUGCGCCUGGUCCAGCUCCCCCGCAUGUGCCGCGUCCCUUUUCCUCGUGCCACGCUUCGCCAGUGCAUUGGGGGACAUGUGCCACCGAUGAACCCUCCACCAUCAGCUUCACCAUCGUCUCCACCAGCGGCAUCGCCACCGGAGUCGCCGUCAACUCCGCCUGUGGCAUCCCCACCGGAGGAAUCAUCGUCGUCUCCACCAGCGUCGUCCCCACCGGAAGCACUCUCGACACCUCCUGCAUCGACACCAUCGGCACCGUCACCACCGGAAUCACCGUCGACUCCACCGGCGGCAUCUCCCGUGGCAACGCCGCCGGAAUCGUCAUCGACGCCACCCGCGGCAACGCCUCCGGAAUCACCCUCGACUCCAUCACCGGAAUCACCGUCAACUCCGGCACCAGAAUCACCGUCGAGUCCGUCACCGGAAUCACCCUCGACUCCACCGGAAUCACCCUCGACUCCAUCACCGGAGUCACCGUCGAGUCCGUCACCGGAGUCACCAUCAACUCCGCCACCGGAAUCGCCAUCCACUCCGCCUCCGGAGUCACCGUCGACUCCUGCAGCGGCGCCAUCGGAAUCAACAUCAGCUCCACCGCCAGAAUCACCAUAUACUCCAGCCGCGGCGCCACCGGAAUCACCGUCCACUCCACCACCGACGUCAAUGGCAACGCCACCAUCAGAAUCACCUUAGUUAAGUGUGGGUCCACCUUAGUUAAGUGUGGGUCAAGAGCAAGUAGUAGUCAGUCAGCUCAUUAGAUUUAAUUUGGAUUGCAGGUUCCUAGGCGUCAUGUGCUCUUAGAUUAGUCUUUUGAUCUUAGCAUUGUGUUACUGGUUUGUUUGGAUUCAUUAAAUGAAAACUAACUCCUGGUUAGUUUCUUAGAUUUAGUUUUCCUCUUUGUUCGGGUGCAACAGCCUGAGGUUUAUGUGCUCUUAGAUUAGUCUUUUGAUCUUAGCAUUGUGUUAAUGGUUUGUUUGGAUUCAUUAAAUGAAAACUAACUCCUGGUUAGUUUCUUAGAUUUA